AUGGCGGCACUUUCGAUAUCAUCGCUGGCUUCCUUUUUCUCUGAUGAGCAGAAGUCCUUAACAAGAGGUGAAAAUCAUUAUCAGUCUAAUCACAUAGAAAGUUUUUCCUUCAGUGAUGGUGUCAUUCGUGGAGAAGUUCACGCUAGCAUGAAGAAAAAAGUGUAUAAAGUGACGGUAAGUGAUCGAUACUUUCAACCAUGUUCAUUCUUGUCGAUUCUAUCAACCAAAUGGCUUUUAUGCAUUUUGUGGCUUCACUCAGUCAUGUUGAUCGUUAUUUUAUCUAAUACAAAUAUUUAAAAGAAAGCUUAAUCCACGAUUUGGAGGCCUAAACGCAACCGACGGUACCUCGCUCUGUUUUUUAUGUUGAAAGGUAAUUUCACCACGUUCCCCAUCAUGAAUUAAGCUUUAAUAUAUGAAAACUUACAAACGCCUUACAGUUCCCCAAAUAAUACCAGUUUUCUCCUUGAUUUUAGAUUUAUUUAGACGAAGAGAAGAACAUUAAAUCAACGGAUUGUGAGUGUCCGCGAGGGAUGUUUAGGUGUAGUCAUGCUGCCGCUUUGUUUAUACAUGGCCUAUACAACCUCAGUAGAACAGACAUUGAAUGCCAGUGGAAAAAGCGAAAAGCCACAAACUCGUUGCUACCGUCAGUGCAAGAAAUGUUUCCUCCUGCAAAACCUGCAUACCGUGCUCUUUUAAGAGACCCAACUCGUGAAGAACGUAGUGAACUUUUCCAAAGGCUGAAAAACUAUGGUAAAUUUACUGCACUUUAUUGGCUCAUGAGCCCUGAACCACAACCUCAGUCUAAGUCCUUGCCAGUUGCUACAGUAGAGGAUGUUAUUUUCCAAGAGGAAUUUCUACUGUUGCAAGGCCUCCAAGAACAACGUCAGUAUUUUCUGAAUAAAGUCAGUGUUGAAUGGAGAACUAUUGAAGAUGUAAGCCGCCUUACUGCUGGACAAAGGGACAAUCCUUCUUGGCAAAUGAUCAGGAGGGGUCGACUGACAGCAAGUAACUUUGGUUCAGUUUUAAAUGCCAAGCGUGUUACCCCGUCCUUAAUCAAACGCCUUCUCGGUGAAUGCGAUCUAUCAAGGGUGAAAGCUGUCCAGUAUGGGGUAUGCAAUGAAUCUGAAGCCAUUAACGCAUUCAGGCUCAAGACUGGCCUGGAUGUGGUGGAAACAGGUGUGUGGCUACACCAUUCUGGAGUCCUCGGUGCCUCUCCUGAUGGAUUGGUUGGAGAAGAUAGUGUUCUAGAGGCUAAGUGCCCCUAUACACACCGAGAUUUGACUAUUGAGGAAGCCAUUAAGACCAGCAACUUUUACCUUGAAAAGAAGGAUGGGGAAAUUGUGUUGAAACGUGACCAUGUUUACUGGCACCAAGUCCAGGGCCACUUAUUUCUCACCAAGAGAAAGAAGUGUUACUUUGUCGUCUGGACGCUGAAAGAUUUUGUAGUUCUUGAAAUUCAGCGGGAUGACUCUUGGGAGAUUAAGAUUGAAGAACUGAAAGAAUUUUAUUUGAAACACCUUUUCCCAAAAAUUAUUGAGGGAGAACUCUAA
Molecule: messenger RNA, 1550 nt
Organism: Porites lobata
Lineage: Eukaryota; Metazoa; Cnidaria; Anthozoa; Scleractinia; Poritidae
Source: the annotation of a GenBank genome assembly